Messenger RNA from Ostreococcus tauri, 636 nucleotides. RefSeq names its product Maf-like protein. The transcript has a single exon. The coding region runs from base 1 to 636 and encodes 211 amino acids. The record is from RefSeq and is a predicted model, not a curated record. NCBI's taxonomy places the organism in Eukaryota, Viridiplantae, Chlorophyta, Mamiellophyceae, Mamiellales, Bathycoccaceae. Gene Ontology annotation, molecular function: nucleoside triphosphate diphosphatase activity.
AUGGCGACGACGUCGAACGAACGAUCGAUCGCCGAGCGCGUGCGAGAGGCGAAGUGCGAGGUGAUCCUGGGCAGCGGCUCGUCGACGCGCCGCGCGGUGUUAUCAUCCAUGGGGAUCGAUCACGUCGUCGUGAAGCCGGAUAUCGACGAGAAGGCGAUACGUCGGGACGAUCCGAAGGCGUUGGUCCGGGCGCUGGCGAUCGCAAAGGCGGACGCGGCGAAGGAAAAGCUCGGGACGAGCGACUUUGGGACGCGGCGUUUGCUGAUCACGUGCGACCAGGUGGUCGUGCAUCGAGGGGAGAUUCGCGAGAAGCCGUCGAGCGAAGACGAGGCGCGCGCGUUCAUUCGCGGGUACGGCGUCGAUCCGCCUUCGACCGUCGGAUCGACCAUGGUGACGGAUCUUUCGACGGGGAAGUCGGCGCUCGCGGUGGACGUGAACACGGUGGUCUUCGACGCGAUUCCGGACGACGUCGUCGACGCGAUAGUCGAAGAGGGUGAAUGCAUGCACUGCGCCGGUGGACUCAUGGUUGAACACGAGCUGGUUCAGCCGUACUUGAGGCGGAUCGACGGCUCGCUCGAUGGCGUCAUGGGUCUCGACGCGAAGACGGUGGAACGUCUGCUCGACGAACUCAUUUAA